Messenger RNA from Electrophorus electricus (electric eel), 4582 nucleotides. RefSeq names its product heparan sulfate (glucosamine) 3-O-sulfotransferase 3B1b (gene hs3st3b1b). The record is from RefSeq and is a predicted model, not a curated record. Lineage: Eukaryota; Metazoa; Chordata; Actinopteri; Gymnotiformes; Gymnotidae. Gene Ontology annotation, molecular function: [heparan sulfate]-glucosamine 3-sulfotransferase activity.
CAAAAGAGGUUGUAUUCUUUCGAACUCUGACAAAUCAAGAAUGUUCUCUUUAUUAAUGAACAAAUAAUAAACAUGUUUAUUUGGAAAUUAUCGAAACAUUGACACAUUGUAUAGUCUAUUUGCCGCGGCACCACAUUUUCUGUUGGAAACGUCUUUUAAUGUCCGAAAGAGCUGUGCUGCACAUUUGUUACUCAUCAAAUCUUUGGAUUAAAAGGACUCCUAUCGAAUGUUCCCCUAUCCAAUAAGAGCGUUUAAUCGUCUUUGAGAUGCGAGCGUCUUCCUUGUAAGCCCUCCCCCGAGGCCCUCUGAUAGGUAGGCUUUUGUCAACAAAUCAGCAGUGGCUGCCUCUCUGCGCUGCGAUAGGACGCGGGCACUGUCAGUCACACGUAUAUCCAAGUCUCCGGCGCUCUAUAAGGUCUGGCCCGCAGACCGAGACUUUCGAGUGCGCGGUAGCUCGUGCGGUAGAAGACGGGAACGCGACCGGGGGUGAGUGCAGGCUAGACUUUGGAGUAGCGCUCGCACGCACCUCAUAUUCGUGUAGUUUCUCCCCAUCUGUUUGGCAAUCAUGGUCGGCCGUCGCUUCGUUUGGAGCUGAUUUUGCAUACCCAAGUUUUUUUUCUUCUACUUUAGAAUAGCUUCUCUUUUUUUAUUUUAUGUUUUGCUAUUUAUUUCCUUAAGGACCAAUGGCUUGCGUAUCCUGCGGGAAUUCCUGAGGCGCAAGGAGAGGGUUUUUUUUUUUUUUUUUUUGCAUGUCAGAAUGUCCCGUUGGAAUAUGGUAUGUGUCCACGAGGCUUAUGGAAUAUAGCCUGCUGUGCCAACAUCUCCACGCGCUCUCAGUCAGUCCGGCGAGGAAGAAGCUCGCGCUCUUUGGCAUCAUGCUCCUGCUGUGGGUGUACUUGCUCUACUCCUGCGUCGGCUACUGCGCUACAGUGCCAAGCCUGCUCGUGGACGGUCAUCGGGCCAGGGACGCAGACUUCCCCGGUAAAAGGACAGAAAGCGGCCGGGCGGAUCUAAUGUCCAGGCUGCUUCCCAGAGCGCAGAGCUGGGUAGACUUGGAAUCCGACGACGACGAAGCGGUUGAUAGCACGGCUGCUAGAGACUUCUCCACCACUGAAGCGGAGACGGACAGGGCCGAGGACUGGUACGACGCGAGAGGAGAACGGAGGUCUCCGGAGCAGAGCGCGCUUUCGAGUUUCUCCAACGGCUCGGGCAGCAAGCGGCUGCCUCAGGCCAUCAUCAUCGGGGUGAAGAAAGGAGGGACGCGCGCGCUACUGGAGUUCCUUCGCGUGCAUCCGGACAUCAGGGCGGUGGGGGCCGAGCCGCACUUCUUCGACCGAAAUUAUGACAACGGACUGGACUGGUACAGAGAGCUGAUGCCGAAGACCCUGGAGGGGCAGAUCACCAUGGAGAAAACGCCCAGCUACUUCGUGACUCGCGAGGCUCCGGCCCGGAUCUACUCCAUGUCCCGCGCCACCAAGCUGAUCGUGGUGGUGCGGGAUCCGGUGACGCGGGCCAUUUCGGACUACACCCAGACGCUGUCCAAGAAGCCCGACAUUCCCACCUUUGAGAGCCUGACCUUCAAAAACAGGACGACGGGGCUGAUCGACACCUCAUGGAGCGCCGUCCAGAUCGGCAUCUACGCCAAGCACCUGGACAACUGGCUGCAGUUCUUCCCCAUGCGCCAGAUCCUGUUCGUGAGCGGCGAGCGGCUGAUCAGCGACCCGGCCGGAGAGCUGGGCCGCGUGCAGGACUUCCUGGGGCUCAAGAGGAUCAUCACGGACAAACACUUCUACUUCAACCAGACCAAGGGCUUCCCCUGUCUCAAGAAGGCCGAGGGCAGCAGCAAACCCCACUGCCUGGGUAAGACCAAAGGGAGGACCCACCCCAACAUCCACCCGGAGGUGGUGCAGAGGCUCCGAGACUUCUACAGGCCCUUCAACAUGAAGUUCUACCAGAUGACUGGGCAUAACUUUGGCUGGGAUUGAAAGCGGGGGAAUUUUUUUUUACAAAAACUCAAAACUAUUUUUUUCCUUCUGUAUUUCUAAUGGCAAAAUGUGAUAAUUGCUAUAUAUAUGUAAAAUGUACAGAAAUCUAUUUUAUAAUAAUUUAUUUUUAAUUUUUAAGCGAUUAAUUCACUAAGCUGCCUAACCAUGUUUGUACAGAGCAUCUGGACCACAUUCACUCUCCCAAGCCCAACAUUCCACACUUCCGGCUUCCUGGUGUGUUUUUUCUUCUUUUCUUUUUCACAUCCGUAUAAAAUUCAGCUCAUCUGAAUAAAUGGUGCUUCUAAAUACUGUUAACGCAAUGACUGAAAUACAAAUUGAUCGGAUGAAAACACAUGCACUGUGUUACGGGUAUAGAGCAUUGACAGACCAAUAGCAACAGUUUUUUUUAUUUUUUUUUAUUUUAGUUCUCUAUAGUAUGAGCUCAAGGAGUGUGGUCCCCCCCCAUUGUAAGGGGUAAUGGGUCAUCUUUCACUCCCAAGGUUGCUUGACUGAUUCAUUUCUCGGUACUCUCCAGCUUGGCCCGAUUCCUACUUAGACAAGCUUACAGGCUAUGCAGCUGAUCAGAUGUCCUGUCCACUCAAUAAUGUUCGGAUCAAUACACUUAAUCGCUGCUCACGAUGACAUCCGUUCUUGGAGUGUCCUGCCGACCUUUGGCUGGCAGCGGACACUAAUGAAUGGGCAAUUCAUCAAUCAAGGACUCUCCCUGCGUUCGGUAGGAAGCUAACAUGUUGACAUUACUCUAAUCCCGUAAUGCACGCGAUCGGAUCGAUUAGUGUUCUCCAACUUCGUCGCCUCCUUGAGAAAUUAGCUGGGUUACAGCGAGGCUACCGAGCCACGCAGAGGGUUCAGGGGUCAAAUAAAGGGUCAGUGAAAUCUCCAUGGGUGAGAUGGGGUUUGUGAGAGAGAUGUCAUGGGGUCUGAAGAACUUGCUCUCGUAGAUUUUGUGGUCUAUCUGUCAGAGGAAGACCAUACAGGUAUCAUCUUGAAAGUGAUCUGGCCAUAUCUCCAUGUCCGUGACCAAGGUAGAUGGACAGAUCAAACAACAAGGAGCCGUGCACAGCAGCGGGAACCAGGAAGUUAGCUCGGGUGGCUAAAAAUGUGGGAUCCUUUGCUGAGUGAAGCACAGGAUAUUCUGAUUCCUCUUUCAUGUCGUUUUCAGUCCUUUUGCGCUGAUCGCAGUCCAGAUCUUGUUGCCAAAUUUUCUCAAACUUUAAUGUCUCUAAACACGAUGCCCCAACACUUCUGUCUUUGUCCAUGUUGCAGUUUUUAGGGCUUUUGUUUGUUUUUCUGCUUGAAUUCUUGUUAUGCAAGAGGGGAGAAACUGCCUGGAGCUCUAUCUGCUCCGUGCCCGCCUGCCUCAGGGAUGGCGGCCACCUCAAAGGAGAUAAAUGCCCGCAUUUAGCCCCGGUUGACCAGCUACAAGGACGGCUCCUCAUUACUCAGCAUUGUGUUCAAAUAUCAGAUCAAACAUAUUAAGUCCAGCCAGUUGCCAAAGGAACAAGAAAAUAUGACAGUGCUGCCGUCCGUGCUGUUUGGCUGUGGUGAAUCGAGGGAUUUUUCUGAAGAGCUGAUAUCCAGUUUGCGGUAAAUUCCCUCCAAUGCUGGGCACUGUGGGGCUGACGUGGAAGAAUGAGUUCGCCAGUGUGUUUAGAGGCAGGCUUGGCAGUGCACUGGGACAGAGGUGGCGGGUUGCAAACGCACUUUAACCUCCGUUCGCGUCGGCGUCGUGUGAUCCAAACCGAAGGAGGUGCUCGCGAGCGCUCGGGACGGACGGCCGAGGGCUCGCUGACCGGCGGUUGUUGAUUAUGUGCCUCCCGCUCGCUGCGCAGAAGCCCAUGUGGGUUCCUUCGGAGAGGAGGGUGAAGUAGGAAUCGGCGGUGAGGACACAGCCAAUCGAUGGCGGACGCUGUACAAACGAGCAAGAGCGGGAAACGUCGCACGCUUCUGCUCGGUUUCUCCAUUCAGAUUAAAACAUGCCGCACUUUUGAAGGCUACUCCUCUGACCACAGCAAAAAUCCCCCGAAGCUCCUCUCCUGCGUCCGGGUUUCAUCCCAGAGUGUGUCAGAGUGUGGUUAAAAAAGCGUUGGGCACAGAGGUUAGCACCGGCUUCUGCUGCUGUCACGGGGGAGAGAAUGCUUUCUCUGCUGUGUUCGCUAAGGCACCCACUCCACAAAAACUCAAGAAGGAAGUUUAUUGUUCAGAAUGUUUCCUGAAUAAUAACUGUGAAAUUGUGAAUGACUUCUUGAGUCAGUCUGGCUCCUUGAGAACUGCCCAAUUUCAUAAUGAUUGGUGUGAGAGAAUUUCAAAAGCUUAGCUCUUGGUCAAGCAGUUCAUGUGUUUAUGGUUGAGUUUUAUUCAACCUUUAUAGAAAGAUUCAGAUAGUAAUGUUUGUCUUACCCCACAUAUAACAUAAUAGAUAGGCUAGCAAAUCUGUAUGUUAAAAACAACACACAAAAAAGACAUGUAAAUCAAGUAUUUUGUGGUAUCUAUCAAAAGUAAUUAAUUUUACACCACGAAAGAGCAAAUGGAAAAGAUGUUUCUAGACAAUUAAAUACUGAACAUUCAUAUUUCUUUGU